CCAUUUGACCACCCCAAAAGGCUAUGCUGCGGAUCAUUGGACCUGCAUGGACAUCUGUGUGGGUUGCGGACUGUGAUGAGAAGGAUAAUUGCCACAGCAACGCAUGGCCGGGCCCGCUAGUAAGACUAUACAUUAAUAGUAUGGGUAUUAGUUAUUGAAAAGGAGGAUUAUGUUUAUAUUAUUAAUUGGCUAUUAAUCUGUAUGGUGAUGGUUGUGAUUGUUUGUUAUAUGAGUCUUCUCAGAGUGAUUUGAGGGCCCUGAAGUUACCGGUUGCUGACUGCGGAAGGGCUCCAGCUUCUUUAAUAACACUGCACAUUCAUAUUCGAGAGCUACAAGAAACUCCUGAAAAGAAAGAACAGACGACAUACCAAGGAACAACAGAACGGCAAGUCUGUUCAUCUUUAUAGGACUGGCUUGACCGAAGAAAGAAAGAAGGCCCAAACUUGAAGCCUUUUUUCAUAGCCAACUGAGAAAGGCAUCUUUUCAGAGUCGAAGGCUACCGAGUAGAUGAAGGAGAUGGAAGAACAGGACCCAGAAGGAGUGGAGCAUUGCAAGAGAGCAAGGAAAGGUCCCCGUCCCAUCCAAGAUGGGAGUGGUGUUGAAUUCUGGGAGGGAGCCGUGCCGGAGAUCUGGAACCAAGAGCCCCUGAACGCGGAAGUGCUUUGCCGACAUUCCCGGCAGUUCUGCUACCAUGAUGCUGGUGUGCCCCGAGAAGUUUGCAGCCAGCUGCAUGGACUGUGCAACCGCUGGCUGAAGCCGGAGAGGCACUCCAAGAAGCAGAUGCUGGACCUGGUGAUCCUGGAGCAGUUCCUGACCAUCCUGCCCCGAGAAAUGCAGCGCUGGGUUAGAGGAUGCUGUCCGGAGACCAGUUGCCAAGCGGUGGCCCUGGCAGAGGGCUUCCUCCUGAGUCAAGCCGAGGAGAAGAGGCAGGCAGAGCAGAGGUGGGGUCCAUCCGUGAAGAUGGAAAUGAAGUUCUCUGAGAUGAAAAGAGCUCCGCUGGAGGAAGGGCAGCCUGCCCAUGACCAGGAACGUGCCCAAAAUGCCCUCUCACGCAGCAGUGAAGAAAGAGUGUUGAUCCCUUCUCUUUGUGGAGGUGUGAAAACAGCAGCUGCACCUCCGGCCCAGGUAGGAGAGAUGAUCAGAGGACAGCCUGGUUCCCCCUCCCUUUCUCAGUCUCUGGUUUCCUUUGGGGAAGUGGCCGUGUAUUUCGGAGAGGCAGAAUGGGCCUUCCUGGAUCCAGGCCAAAGAGCUCUCUACGAGGCCGUCAUGCUGGAGAAUUAUGAGAGUGUGGCCUCUCUGGGAAAGGAAGAAAGAGUGUUGAUCCCUUCUCUUUGUGGAGGUGUGAAAACAGCAGCUGCACCUCCGGCCCAGGUAGGAGAGAUGAGCAGAGGACAGCCUGGUUCCCCCUCCCUUUCUCAGUCUCUGGUUUCCUUUGGGGAGGUGGCCGUGUAUUUCAGAGAGGCAGAAUGGGCAUUACUGGAUCCAGACCAAAGAGCUCUCUACGAGGCCGUCAUGCUGGAGAAUUAUGAGAGUGUGGCUUCUCUGGCAGAACAAGUAGAGGAGAUAGUUAAAGUAUUCCAGGGAUUCUCUGUGGAAAAAGUCAAGGAUCAAGAUUCCCAGGGAAAAUUUGAGGCUGGAGACAAGCCACAGAGUCAGGAGGGAAGCCAGGCAGACCAGAGAAGGGUUAACCCCAUUCUGUCCCAAGGAGGAGGCUUUUGUGAAGUCCCAAGAUCAACCACAAGAGAAAAGAAAGAAUACAUCCAUGUUAACCAGAGAAUCCUCUCCAAGCACAAUGAACACGAAAAUGUGGCCUUUAGAAAGACCUUCAGGAAGAACAUCAGUCUUAUUUCCGAGAGGCAAAUUCCACCUGGAGAGAAACUGUAUGAUUGCAUGAAGUGCAGAAAGACCUUCAGUCAGAAAUCAGCUCUUUCUUCACAUUUAAGAAUUCACGCAGCAAGAGAUGAACAGUGGUGUGAGGGAAAUGAGCAAAUGCAUGAGCUAUUACCAGAGAAAGAGAAGAAUGGAGAUUUGAAACGAAACUUCAGGAAUCAAGACAAACCAGAAAAGCAGACAGGAAGUCACAUGCCUGAGCAGAGGGAUAAAUCCAUUCCUGGUCAAGGACGGCAUUGCCAUGAAGAAAUCCACACAGUAGAGGAAACAUAUAAGUGCUUGGAGUGUAGAAUGAACUUCUCAGAUCAAAGCCAGUAUGAAAUCCAUUUGCAAAUGCACUGUGGAAAGAAGACACAUCAAUGUUUGGAGUGUGGCAUGACUUUCCUUAGCAGAGCAAAGCUCCUGAGGCAUCAAAGGAAACAUCAAACGGAGAAACCUUAUAGUUCCUCAGAGUGUGGCAGGAGCUUGUCACAAAAAUUAGAUUUUUUUCAUCACCAAAGGACUCGUUCAGGACAGAAGGCAUUAAUCUGCUUAGAUAGGAAAAUGAACUUUUCUGGUAAAAGAAAGGGUAAUGUACAUAUUCCAAAACACAGCAUAACGAGACCACAACAAUGCUUUCAGCACGGAAAGUUGUUCAGCUGCAGAUCAAAGCUCUUUGUGCACCAAAGAACCCACACAGGAGACAAACCUUUUGAAUGCAGAGAGUGUGGAAAGAGAUUCAGUCGGAGUGGCCAUCUUCAAGACCAUCAAAGAACUCAUGCAAAUGAGACACCUUUUGAAUGCCCAGAAUGUGGAAAAAGAUUCAGUAAGAGGAGCCAAAGAACUCACACAGGGGAAAAACCUUUUGAAUGCUCAGUGUGUGGAAAGAGAUUCAGUCAAAAUAGUAAUCUUCAAGAGCAUCAAAGAACUCACACAAAGGAGAGACCUUUUGAAUGUCCAGAGUGUGGAAAGAGAUUCAGUAUAAGUAGCGGUCUUCAACGGCAUCGAAGAACUCACACAAAUGAGAGACCUUUUGAAUGCUCAGACUGUGGAAAGAGAUUCAGUCGGAGUAGCCAUCUUCAACAGCAUCAGAGAACUCACACAAAUGAGAGACCUUUUGUUUGCUCAGACUGUGGAAAGAGAUUCAAUGGAAGUGGCAAUCUUCGAUGCCAUCAAAGAACUCACACAAAUGAGAGGCCCUUUGAAUGCUCAGAGUGUGGAAAGAGAUUCAAUUAUAGCGGUCAACUUCGAGAGCAUUACACAACUCACACAAAUGAGAGACCUUUUGAAUGUCCAGAGUGUGGAAAGAGAUUCAGUCGGAGUAGUAAUCUUAAACAGCAUCAAAGAACUCACACAAAUGAGAGACCUUUUGAAUGCCCAGAGUGCGGAAAGAGAUUCAAACACAGUGGCGAUCUUCAACAACAUCAAAGAAUUCACACAAACGACAGACCUUUUGAAUGCACAGAGUGUGGAAAGAGAUUCAGUCAGAGUGGUGGUCUUCAACGGCAUAAAACGACUCACACAAAGGAGAGAGUUUUUGAAUGAUCUGAGAGUGAAAAGAAAUUCAGUCAGAGUGGUGCUCUUCAACAACAUCAGCGAACACAGGGGAAAACCCUUAUGUUUGCUUGGAAUGUGGAAAGAUAUUCAAUCAGAGGGCCACUGUUCAACAGCAUCCAAAGAUCCACACAGGGGAGAAACUUUUUGAGCGCUCAGAAUAUGUAAAGAGUUUUAGCCAGUCUAGCAAUCUGGCCCGACACCUAAGAACCCAGACACAGGAGAAACCUUUUCGAGUUCCCAGUAUAAGGCCCCUAUCUCCUCUGAGGCACCCCAAUUUGAUCUAACCCUAACCCAUCUUCUCCUUUUUUGUGAAGAGCACCCUAUUAAAAUUCUGAAGUAGAAUGGGCAUACCUUUGGGAUAGGUAUGAGAGAGCCCAUCUGCCAGUCAUGGGCAGAGAACGUUCCAUCACAGAGGCAGGAGGUCACCAGGGCUUUUAUAUCCCUCUCUCCCAGUUCAAUGGCCUGUGAACAGCAGUAUAUCCACUUCAAGAGUAUUUCAUCAAACCAAAUCAUUUCCAGUUAACGGGCUACCACCUCUGAGCGAUCAAAGCAGCCUUCGCAUCUGAUCAACUUAGGCACAUCUGAUCAAUUCAGGCACACUGGGUGCUGUGAACAUCCCCAUCCACAUGGGGACGUCAAGGAUCAUGUUAAAUUCUUUGCGCUGAUUUUUGAGGGCAGUUACUUCAGACUGCUCAGUCGAAUUCAACUUUGAUUUUUUUCACUCAACCAUUAUCUUGGGAAAUUCUGUUCCCAUGUCAAACAAUGGGAUUUUCCCUAUAGAAGGGAAACCCAGGUAUGUGGAAGGGGGUUUCCAGGUUUCCCCACAUUACCUGGAUACCCCUGCAACCUCUUUGCAUCAAAACCUCCCCACCCAGCCCCGCAUCUGCACCCGAUUCCAAUAUCUCCCUCCCUCCCUCCCUCUCUCUCUCUCUCCCUCCCCCCUCCCUCUCCCUCUCUCUCUCUUCCUUGCCUUCCCCCACACCUUCUUAGUUUUUGCAUGUUCACCUACUGGGACUUAGGGAAUCAGCUUUGAUGUGCUUGGAGUAGAUUCUCUACUAUUUUACUUCGUUCAUUCUGUUUUGUAUAAAAUAAAAUUAAAAGUAUGAUCACUUCA
Sphaerodactylus townsendi is the source of this 4540-nucleotide messenger RNA. Its product is annotated as zinc finger protein 551-like. Gene Ontology annotation, molecular function: DNA-binding transcription factor activity; RNA polymerase II cis-regulatory region sequence-specific DNA binding. The record is from RefSeq and is a predicted model, not a curated record. The transcript is spliced from 12 exons. Lineage: Eukaryota; Metazoa; Chordata; Lepidosauria; Squamata; Sphaerodactylidae. Gene Ontology annotation, biological process: regulation of transcription by RNA polymerase II. The coding region runs from base 508 to 3414 and encodes 968 amino acids.